Molecule: messenger RNA, 1845 nt
Organism: Ectocarpus siliculosus
Lineage: Eukaryota; Phaeophyceae; Ectocarpales; Ectocarpaceae
Source: the annotation of a GenBank genome assembly
AUGAUAUGGAACGCCGAGAGCGACCACUCUUUCUUGCAGCACCUGCCGCCUCCGCCAUCCUGGAAACCCGAGAGCAUCGUGGUGUCCGCUCUCGGAGAGGAGGGGACGGGGACGGCGGAGCUUAGCCCUCCACCCCCGUCACGAAGCAGCGGCAGCGGCAACUGCAGCAGAGCCGUUGGACGAGCGGGCGGCGAUUUGAUCAGCUCCAAGCCACUAACCCCCCGUAUCGUGGCAGUAUCCCCGAGGCCCGGUCGGUCGUUCUCCCCGCCCUCUUCCCCCAAAGGAGGCGCUUCUAUGGGAGAAGGACCCCAAGAAGCUGGUAGCGGGGCUGGGGGGAGACUCAGCGGGGCCCCCCGCGGCGACGAUGAUGGCACCGCUCGGGGUUUCGGCAAGGCCGCGGGCGGCGACGGAUCGGGCGCGGAAGAGAAAGACACCGCUUGGAGACGCCUUGCGAAGUGGGUCGGCAGCAGCAGCGGCAGCACCGGCGGCGGCGGCGGCGGUGGAACCUCCGCAGCUGCCGCCAAGCUGGCCGCGGUGGCAAGCGCUGGGUCGUCGAUGUCCUACUCGAGGUGGUUCGCGGGAUCGAAGCUUUCGCCGGGGUCGGAACAAUCGGGGGCGUCCUUGUCUCCAACACCGUGGUCCCGCCGGAGAGGCAAGAAAGAGCGGCCGACUCCCACCCUCAUGGAAGAGCUGUACCAAGACCUUGCGCAGCUGCGGGCCCGGCUUGAGGAGGUGCAGGCCGGCAUUGAUGACAAGUCCGACAUGUACGCGACGCUCCACCACAGCUACACGAGGGUGCUGACGGAGGCCGAGGAAGCCGAGGAGCUCAAGCGCGCCCUCUCCUCCCAGAUGAUACAGCUCCUCUUCGAGCAGGAGCAACGCCUCGAGGGGUACCUAAGGGAGUGGAUAACCUUCGACGGCGGAGCCGGCCCUGGUCUCCUCGCGGCGGCGGCGGGGGAUACUGGUGGUACCUCCCCCGGCGCGGCGUGUGGAAACGGCGGCACUACCGAUCGGGGACCCGGCGGGGUGGUAGGCUGCAACGGCGACGUCACCGCAGCUGUAGCAGUUUCGACCGCGACCGGCGCGGGGGGUUCGGGGGGGGGGGGUGGAGUUGAUUCAUCCCCGGGAGGGGAGGCGUCCCCUGGUGCUGUGUCGACAAGGGCGUCGGGUGUCGGCGUCGGUGGUCCGAGCGUUGACGGCGGAGUCGGUGGUGGCGAUAAUCAUGACGAUGAUGGUGACGAUGGCGGCUUCGAGAAGGUUGACGCGUGGAUGGCAGACGGGGACAGAGAGGGGGCCCCGCAGACGGGGAGGGAGGGGUGCAUCGGCAAGGACGCCGCGCCAGGGCUCGUUCCUCGAGACGCUCGCUUAGUGGACACGACAUAGCUGAAUCCGUGAGACGCGCUACGUGGGGGGGAUGGGAGAAAUACAUUACGCGGUGUAUGAUGGUGGCGAUUGCUACUGGUGUGGUACUUUUCUUCAGUUUUUUUUUGUAGAAGUGGUCUCUUGUGCGUGUUUUAUUGUUGCUUGUUUUGCGUUUUAGAGCCGAUCGCCGGGGUUGGACUGCCCACUUUUGAGGCUGGACCCCUGACGAUCUCAUUUUGUUCGUUCGAUUAUUAUUUUUGCUUGAAGUGGCUUGGUUCCGGCGGAGACUCGUUCUUACUCUCAUCCCUAUUUUUUCCGAAGCAAGCGGCGGUGUUGUGCCGAACAAGGGUCCCAUGGUCGGCCGCGAAUUUGCGCAGCACAUGUUGGUGUGCGUUUGGUUGCUUUUUUCAUCGUUUCUCUUGUUUUUGAUGCAGAGGACCGUUGAUGUCGGCCCGUCAUUGAUGAACGAUCAGUCAGGCGGCU